AUGGAGCCAUGUUGGAACCCAGGUAGUCCUACAAGGCAGUUUCGCAGGAUAUAUGUUUGUUUUGCAUCUAUGAUGGGAGGAUUUAAGAUGAUUGGAAGACCACUGCUGGGUGUCGAUGGUUGUUUUAUGAAAGUUCCUAUUCCUGGACAGAUCUUGAGUGCAGUUGGUAUAGAUGGGAACAAUAGCAUAUAUCCAGUUUGUUAUGCUCUUGUUGAGGCAGAAACAACACAAAGUUGGAAAUGGUUUUUGCAACUUUUGAGAGAUGACCUAAGGUGCACGGCUGAUUCUUAUUUCACUUUCAUCAGCGACAGACAGAAGGAAUAUUUUCAAUUUGUAUUACAAGGUCUGAUUCAAGCUAUGCUAGCAGUUUUUCCUAAUGUUGAGCACAAGUUUUAUUUGAGGCACAUUCAUGAGAACAUGAAAUCCAAGUGGCGAGGAGAUGUUUACAAGAAUUUGCUUUGGUUAGCCGGAAGGAAGACCUCCAAUCCAUACUUUAACAAGGCUAUGGAAGAAAUUAAGACAACAGAACGGGCUAUACAAAUCAUAGGUGCAAGGGACAAGCCGAUUAUCACAUGCUUAGAAUUCAUUAGGGAGUACAUGACCAAGAGGAUAGUGAAUGUAAAGAAAUUGCAAGCAAAGUGUAUGGGGCCACUGACACCUCAUGCCACUGAGGUCUUCGAUAGGAUCAAGAAACAGGCAUCUGAAAUGUCUGUUUUAAUGGUUGAUACAGACAAGAAGUGGGACUUGACAGGGAUGCCUUGCAAACAUACUGUUGCAGCCAUAUGGGAUAUGUCAAAGAAUAGCAUUGAUGCUGGUAUACCAGAAGAGCGGGUUUCGGAUGUGUAUUGGUUAUCAACAUGGAAGAAAGUAUGA
Messenger RNA from Helianthus annuus (common sunflower), 873 nucleotides. RefSeq lists its product as uncharacterized. The record is from RefSeq and is a predicted model, not a curated record. Bases 1 to 873 code for a protein of 290 amino acids. The transcript has 4 exons. NCBI's taxonomy places the organism in Eukaryota, Viridiplantae, Streptophyta, Magnoliopsida, Asterales, Asteraceae.